Messenger RNA from Linum trigynum, 3047 nucleotides. The record is from the annotation of a GenBank genome assembly. Lineage: Eukaryota; Viridiplantae; Streptophyta; Magnoliopsida; Malpighiales; Linaceae.
UUAUGAAUACAUCAUUUUCUAUGUAUUAGGAAUACAACAUGAAUUAUGAAGACAUGCAUUCUGUUAUUACAUCAAGUCAAAAAAUGUUGUAUUCUCAUGAUACAUGUAUUACUGAGAAUACAAUACAAGAGAGAAUAAGAAGAGGAAAUUAAUAAUGGAGAUAAAUGUAUAACUAAUGGAGAUGAAGACAUUAAUAUUGAUGCACAUGGUGAUGUUGCUCAUGUCGGAGGAAGUGCAAACAAGUAAAAAUGAAAAUGUGCAGUAAUCUUUGACGAUGGGGAGUAAGUAGAAGGGUAAUUUUAAAAUGUGGUUAGGAGUCAGUCCAGAUUUUUCUUUCAUUUUCGUAAAAGGAGUUUAGUCGAUGAGUUAGUUGCUUACAAUGUCGAAAAACACUAUUUAAAUAUUAUAAAUUAUUGAAGUGCUUUAAUAAUUUGGAUUCUCUUAUUCUAUCAAACAAUUUGAAUGUUUCAACUAUUUGAAUAUUUUAGAUUUGCUUAUACUAUCAAAACCCACCUAUCUCACAUACAAUUAGAUGAUAUUAUUUAUGUAAUAGGUAAUUGAAUCCGGCCAACUGACCGGGCCCGUGACUAGUACUGGUUGAUAUUGCAAUUCUUCUUUAAAUAUUUCAAAAAAUUUAGAGGAGCUUAGUUCUAUCGCACGAGAAAAUAAAAAAGUAAAUGUUAUAUUUUUUCCUUACAAUUAUACCUCAAAUUAUAAUUGGAAUAUAAUUUAAUAAAGUAUUUAAUUUGGUUGGUUCUUUCUUUCUUUUUUUUCCUGAUAACUUUUGAAAAAAAAAUCAUCAUGAAAAGUUAAAUAAGUUACAAAACUUUUUCAGUCAUUAAUGACUUUCUUAAAUGCCAACUUUCAACUACACCCCGACCCUAUUCACUUUCUUUCCAAAACAAAAAAAAGUAACAAAUAAAACAAAGUUUUAUCAUAAAAAAGUUGUACGCUUGUCGCUCUUGGUUGUUUUGAUAUUUUGUUUUCACGUGUUAUGUUAUAUAGAAUUUCAAUUGUUGUAUUUUAAAAAAGUGAUCAUUAGACAUUUAAUUACUUGAAUUCACUUUUUCUCAUUCAAACCGUAUAUUCUUAUUUCAAAUGCAUGUAUUUCAGAAUACAUAGAGGCUGCCAAUUAAAAGCCCCAACUAACCUCUUAAUUUUUUUUCAAUUUUUAAAUAAAUAAAAAAUAUUUUUUGAACUUUAUUUAAGCUGUUGGUUCACAUUAUUCACUAAUUAAACUUUUUUUGUGAAGUCUCAUAUAACCUCUUUGAGGGUAGAGAUCCAAACAGCCAGAACUUGAUACUGAAAAGAGUAAAGCAAAAAUAAUUCUCAUAGUUUCACAGGUUAGGUUUCUUGAUCAAAUUGUGUGUGAAUUUUACAUCUUUCUCAUCACAGUGAAUAGUAUUGAUAUAUUUUUGUUGUUGUUGUUGUUUGGGUGUUCCAGAUCUGAGAGCAAAAAGGAGACAAGCAGCUAGUACAAAUUGUGCAUGAUGGAUUUCCCACCACUUAUCAAAGAUUACUUAUUGGAUGAGGACUCCACGAGCAGCAACCCGACUGAUGAACCUGCAGCAGCUGUUGGCGUGGGAUUUGCAGCGCUUCCUGCCUCAUCCCCAACUGAUGCUCGAGAGAUGUUUCUUGAUGAGUUCCAAGCCUCUGCUGAAGCUAAUCUCGCUAAGCACAUUGACGCCAUGGCGGCGAUGCCGUGGAUCGGGAAGAUGGUGACUAAGCAUAACAUGAAGGGUGCUGAACCACUGCUUGGUGGCGUUCUCAACUACAUUACCGACGAGAAACUGUUUCAGGUAGUGUAUCGAGAUGGCAGCACUGAGACCCUUGGUAUCGACAAGCUGCGCGAUCGCAGGUCUCUUGCUUUGCUCUUGGGUGAUGAUGAGGAUGACAUCAAUUUUGAUCCCAAUUUGUGGGGUAAAGGUGGCGAUCAGCAGGAGGCAGGGGAUGAUGUUGCUGCUGCUGCUGCUAUGAACAAUGUAGUUCAUCAUCAAGUGCUGCAAAACGCAGCUGGUGGCAUAACUGCUAGAGCAUCUACUUCUGCAGGAGACAGAGGCAAGGGUACUGUUGCUGCUGCUAAACCCAAAACCAAGAGCCACACUGCUACUCCGAGGCCGAAGAAGCCUCGUACCCUGCAGCAGGAUCCUUCGAGCUACGUCCCUCUUGCGUAUCGCGAGACCAAGGCUGAUGAUUACUACUGGUAUGGCCGCUAGGCUACCCCUUUUCCCUGCUAGCAGAUGAAAUCCAGAAUUGGAUUGCUGAUGAAUGCACCCAAUUCAACUAUCUAUCUAUGUUCUAUGCAUGUUUAAUUCAGAAGAACUUGGAAUUUGCUUCUUUUAAGGAUCCUACCUAGCUAGCUAGCUAUGGCGUGUUGUGCUUUCUAUGUUAUUAAACCUUGCAGGCUUUUCGGAUGAUAUGUUAUGGUACUUCCCUUUUGCAGAUUUUGUUAUAAUCAGUUUUGUUAGUUGUCACAAAGUCAUACAACUAAAUCAACCUCAUUGUGGCCGGAUAGUAGGAUUAGGUUUAGGUACUCCGAUCCAAAUUUAUCCGCUACCUUUUUUUGCAGCACCUACGUUCGGUCCUAUGUUAAUUAAUGAACCUUCUUGUAAUUGUACAUAUGAGCUGUAGUUAGGGUAUGUGGCGGAAAACUAAAAAUGUUGUGUACGGUUUAAUUGAGAGUUUUAACAAAAACUUAAGUGGGAGAUAAACUAGUGUCAUUUAUGAUGAUACACUUAUUGUUUGUAUAAACAACCACCACAAAGAUAUUUUGAAAGAAAUGUGAAAUACAUUCAUUGUUUACACUGAGAAAGUCUCUUUCAAGAGAAAAUCUCCAGUGCUCCGGGUGUAUCACGUCACCUGUGCACCGCCCCAAUCAUAAACUGCCACAUGUUAAAGGUUUAAAACGAGAGAAAAAAACAACUACGCUCUGGCGGUGUGAAAUGGAUGCGUCGUUCCGUCAAUGUGUCCAAGCCCAACCGACGACAAAACCCCGGACGACAAAGAUGAAAUGAGGUAUAUGAAAACAAUAAACAAAGUGCAUCAAA